AUGGCCUCAAAGAAGAAGAGUGGGGGCUCGGGCCGCCAGGGUGCAGGGGGCCUGGGCACAGAUGGCACAGAGACGGCGGUACUGUCGGAUCGCUACCAGUUUCUGCAGCGGGAGUUUGCAGCAUUGACUGAGCAGCUAGACACCUAUGAGAAGCGUGUGCAGAGCGUGCUAUGGGAGAAUGACUUCCUGGACCAGGAGGCUGCCCAGCUACGUGAGGAGAACCGGCAAUAUGCAUCUUAUAUGUCCUCACGGGCCCAGCGCUGUGCCAACUUCAUCAUCACACUGGAUGCCCAGAACCGGGCAGACCUGGCCCAGGUGCACUUCCAACAAGAAGAGCUCACUGCUCUAUACCAGGGUCGCGAGGGUGUCGUGCGCUCCCAGCUCACAGAGAUGGAGGCCCGCUUGGCCAAAAUGGCGUACCAGGUGGAACUGCUACAACCCUUCAAGGAGCUACAGCUAGAGCAGCUGGCCAGGAUCAAGACCCUAGAAAGAGAGUUGCUGCACAUGCGGGUGGAGCACACCCAACUGCUGCACCGUGUGAAAGGACACUUCCUGGAGGACAAAGCCACAUGCGAGCGUGAGGCCCGGCAACAGGUUCAGUUGCUGGUACGCAGGGCAGAGCGUGAAGCCACUAGCUCCCUCCUCACACACAUUCAGUCUAUCAAGGCUGAGAAUAGGCGUCUCCGGCAGGAGCUCCUGGAGCUCCUGCUCCGGACAAAGCUUCUGCAUGAUACCAGGCAGGAGCUGCUGGACCAGCGAAGGCGAUUACGGCAGGAGCAUGAAGACACCAGGGAACUGGCCAAAAUGCACGGCUGGCUUCAGCGGGGCCCUGAUGGGCCCCAACUUUGGGAGCCACCACUGCAUGAAAUCAGCUCAACUUCAUUCUCAUCCUGGCUCACACCUUCCUUACCCAUGCCCACCUCUUCAUCCUUGACCACCUCCUUACCCAUGUCCCUAGCCUCACCUGUUCCCCUAGCCUCACCCACACCCCCAGCCUCACCCAUACCCCCAGCCUCACCCACACCCCCAGGAUCUUCAGAAAACACUGCAAGGCCCAGUAUGUUGGCUGGUAGCCCAGAUGCCCCCUUAUCUGCCUCCACAAUCUCCAAUACUGAGUCUCCAACUCCAGUUGGACCUCAUGAGGUUUCCUCUCCACCCUGUUUGUAG
This is a messenger RNA of Vombatus ursinus (common wombat), 1167 nucleotides long. It is a transcript of the gene CCDC166, whose product is annotated as coiled-coil domain containing 166. The transcript has 2 exons. Bases 1 to 1167 code for a protein of 388 amino acids. Lineage: Eukaryota; Metazoa; Chordata; Mammalia; Diprotodontia; Vombatidae. The record is from RefSeq and is a predicted model, not a curated record.